AUGGGCAUUAAAGAGUUUGUGCAAGUUUUCUGGGGGCCUAAUACUUUAUACCAACUUGUCGGUUACGAUUUCCAACUAUUGCCCCGCCCUUAUUGGCGACAGGUACUAAUGAACGCGUUCCUGAUAUUCACUACCAUCAGCGGCAUAUGCACUCGCAUCUACAUGCUGAUGCAACUGCGCGAGCUGAUUAUAAGUGGGGACAUUCUGAAUACUUUUCGUUUGGGAGUGUACAUUUCAUAUGCCAUCGAUUCAAAUGUGAAGUUUUUGGUGUUUCUUCUGAAUGCACACAGUUUGCGUAAAAUUUACGAAUCUCUGGCUGCUGAGUAUCCGCAAACAUACAGCGACCGGAAGUUAUACAAAGUUAAUAAAUAUAGUUUUAGGCGUAUGCGUCUAAUGAUUUGCGCCUAUUUGUUGGUGUCUAAUUCUAUACUCCUCGGGCCGAUGCUGCAGUCAAUUUCCAUGUAUAUUAUUGAUCUUCUUCGUUAUGGCUACGCUAAUGCAACAUUUCCAUAUCUGCAUCCAACUCCAAUGCCUUACAAUUUCGACUACUGUACUCCGCGUUAUUACAUUCCGAUAUAUCUUUCGGAGUAUUUAAACGGCCAUUUCUGCACUACAACCAAUUUAGGUACGGAUUUAUAUGUAAGCACUUUUGCGGGACAAUUUUGUAUGCAACUGGAAUAUUUGGGUUACUCACUGGAAACUUACGAACCAAGUGUGGAGAACUCAAAAGCAGAUUGUGAGUUUCUAAUGAAGUGGAUUAGAAAACAUCAGCUAAUGCUGAGUCUCUGUGCUGAUCUAAAUGAAGUCUUUGGCACAACUCUGCUGUUCAAACUAGUAUCAAAUUGUACUGUCUUUUGCAUAAUUGUCGUUCAGCUCAAGCUAGAAGGGUUUGGUUGGGGUUUCCUAAAUUUCCUAAGCUUCUUUUUUGUUACUGUUGCACAAUUCUUUAUGGUAUGCCAAUACGGACAAAAACUGAUUACCAUCAGCGAAAAUCUGGCCCUAAGCGUUUACAAAAACCGCUGGUAUAAUGGCUCGAAAGAGUACAAAAAAUUGCUUUUUACUAUAUUUACGCGUGCGCAAAAACCCGCCAAGCUGACCGCGAGGGGAUUUCAACCUAUAUCGCUAGUGACUUUUCAAAUUGUGAUGACUAUGACCUACCGUGUAUUCGCUGUGUUGCAGCGGGCUUUAGAUUAA
Anastrepha obliqua is the source of this 1194-nucleotide messenger RNA. RefSeq names its product odorant receptor 49a-like. The transcript has 4 exons. NCBI's taxonomy places the organism in Eukaryota, Metazoa, Arthropoda, Insecta, Diptera, Tephritidae. Gene Ontology annotation, cellular component: plasma membrane. Bases 1 to 1194 code for a protein of 397 amino acids. The record is from RefSeq and is a predicted model, not a curated record. Gene Ontology annotation, biological process: sensory perception of smell; detection of chemical stimulus involved in sensory perception of smell. Gene Ontology annotation, molecular function: odorant binding; olfactory receptor activity.